Messenger RNA from Xenopus tropicalis (tropical clawed frog), 5518 nucleotides. RefSeq lists its product as uncharacterized. The record is from RefSeq and is a predicted model, not a curated record. Gene Ontology annotation, cellular component: photoreceptor inner segment; interphotoreceptor matrix; photoreceptor outer segment. The transcript has 21 exons. Gene Ontology annotation, biological process: visual perception. The coding region runs from base 179 to 2821 and encodes 880 amino acids. NCBI's taxonomy places the organism in Eukaryota, Metazoa, Chordata, Amphibia, Anura, Pipidae.
CUUAUCUCUAAAUGUACGUGUAUAGAAGCAGGUUGGAAGCAGAGAAAGAUACAUUGUAUUAUUCCUGUAAAUACUGCAUGUUGUCUAUACUGGGGUUGUGAGAUACAGCUAAGAGGUUCUUUCCCCCUUUGUGGAUUCUGAACAUUGGCACCUUGCAGUGACAUAAAGGACUAUAAAAAUGCAACACCCAAGACUUGCCAUUCUUGUUCUACUGUUAAUAGGAAUAGGUUGGGUCAGAUGUGACGUAACAAAUUCAACUGAUUCAACUGUUGCUACAACCACAUCACCAAUCACAAGCUCUGGUACAACUGCGCCUUCAAGCACUUCCACCAACAGCACAGUGUCAUCCAAUACUGGCACUCAAACAAACACAGCUUCCGAUAACACAACCAGCACAGUGUCACCCAAUACUGGCACUCAAACAAACACAGUAUCCAAUAACACAACCAGCACAGUGUCACCCAAUACUGGCACUCAAACAAACACAGCAUCCGUUAACACAACCAGCACAGUGUCACCCAAUACUGGCACUCAAACAAACACAGUAUCCAAUAACACAACCAGCACAGUGUCACCCAAUACUGGCACUCAAACAAACACAGCAUCCGUUAACACAACCAGCACAGUGUCACCCAAUACUGGCACUCAAACAAACACAGCAUCCAAUAACACAACCAGCACAGUGUCACCCAAUACUGGCGCUCAAACAAACACAGCAUCCGUUAACACAACCAGCACAGUGUCACCCAAUACUGGCACUCAAACAAACACAGCAUCCGUUAACACAACCAGCACAGUGUCACCCAAUACUGGCACUCAAACAAACACAGCUUCCAAUAACACAGCCAGCACAGUGCCAUCCUCUACAGCAGUUAUAGGCACUGCAGUAUCUUCUUCUACAAUAUUAACCACGCUGGCACCUACCAUCUCUCUUAAUCUACAGUUUAAGCUCACCAAUCUAGAGUUUAAUGACAGCCUGACUAAUACAAGCUCUGAUUACUACAAGACGCUAAAGGAUAAUAUGGAACAACAGCUGCGUGCCGUUUACAUAGCAAAAUUCACGAAUUUCAAAAGUGUAAAUGUUGCAGGGUUCCAGAAGGGCUCUGUGAUUGUUGUUUCAAGUGUGACAUUUGAGAACAGUACACAAUCCUCUACAUCCGUCACUAAUGAUAACAUUGUACGAGCCCUAGUCAAUUCCAUUCAGUCCAACGGCAGCCUUGGUGACUACAAAAUGGAUUCCACCAGCAUACAGUCAGACAGUUCCAAUGUGACAAACCUGAGUCCGCAAAAUAUAGUUAUUAGUUUUCUGAUUAAAACACCAUAUAAUAUGUCUGCAACUGACUCACUGAAGAAUCCAAUAAUUAAUUGGGUGAACAAUUCUUUUCUAAAUCUUCCCAAUGUCACAGCAGUGUCCCUUAAUAACAACAGCCUCAGCUUCAGCAAUGCCAAUAAUUGGACCCUAUGCACUGCUACUUUUGCUGUCAUCACACCUAACAUUUUCAAUGCAACCCAAGCUCUCGACAUAGUCCUGAACUUUAGAGGAAAUGUUACAUUCUCUAUUGUUCCAUCCAGUCUUAGUAUCCAGGGAAAUACUAAGUCUUUUAAUAUCAUCAGCCCAAAAUUGGGAAUACAGAAUGUGCCUUAUACACAAAGUCUGUCUGAUAAGACCAGUAUUGCAUUCCAGGCAAAUGCUGCAGCCAUAGAAAAUUCGUUCAGAGCCAUAUUUCAAAGCCAGCAAUUAGUGGAGCCAGUUGUGACCAGCUUCAGUAAUGAUAGCCGAGGUCUCCUUCCUUCCGUGGAUCUAUAUUUCCUCUCUGGGAUUACCAGUCAGGACGUAAGCCAGCAAAUUUUGAAUAAUUUAGCACAGUUCAGCCAAAGGAACAUCAUUCUGAUCCCAAGUGUAACAAACCCCAUAGUGCCUAUUUCAUUUACAUUUAACCUGCAACAAGCCUACACCACCGACUUAACUACAAACAACAUGAAUACAACCAUCGUAAAUCUGGUGACACCAAUUUUAAAUAGUCUGUACAGUAACAACGUUGUGAACUCACCGAUUGCCGUCAUUAGUAAUAAUUCCGGAGCAGCUACAGUUAUUGCUAAUUACACAAUCAACACCACAUCGCUAAUCAACUUUGUAUCGAUAGACAGCUCAGCAGUGCAGAAUGCGCUUUUACAGAAUCAGACUUUUACAGAUAUAGUGCGCAUUUCAAGCCUAUCAGUGAACGGUGCUAGCAACAAGCUUCAGGGUUAUCUAUAUAAGCUAAGAUUCACCAGCCUGACUUUUAAUAGCAAUUUAUCAUACCCAUCUACUGAUGAUUACCAGAAAAUGAAGAAAAAUAUUGUCCAAGCGAUGAGCAGCAUUCUAAAAGCCGUUGGCUCUCAACAAGUGGCCAUUUUAUCAUUUGUAUCAGGGUCUGUUAUUGCUAACACAGAAGUCACCGUUACAGCUGGGGGUUCUACCUCUGACCAAGUCACUACUGCAAUUGUGAACAACAUGGAUUCUCUGAAAAGUGCUGGACUGACAUUGGAUCCUCAGUCUGUAGUUACACCUACUCCCUCUGUAGCAGCAUCAACUGUUGCAUCUCCUCCAACUAUUUCAUCAUUUCCGGGUUAUGCAGUGGCCAUCAUUGUUAUGUGUGGACUGGCUAUUUUAGCACUCCCUUUCCUCAUACUAUUGUUUCUGAAAACAAGCAUCUGCAGUAAAGUCUCCAAAGCAUGUUCCCUCAAGCCACCGUAUGGUGAAUACCAAGGCAUGGUAAUUCCUAACAAAGGAGCUGGAGUGAAAAAUUACAAGACACACUCUUAUGAAGUUGCACAUUAGUCGCACCCUGCAGAAGGACAAGACUAGAGCCAGCAGAACCAGUCCUUAUCUUAUACAGACACAGCAAUGAACGUUUGGAUCAAACUUGGAACAGCAGAAGCCUCAGAUCAACACGUUGCCUUCUUUGUUGGGAACAAAUAUUAUCCUGUCUGUUAAACUCUAUGGGUUCUACGGGUUACAUUUAUAGUAACAAAUGGCAACAUUUUGUGUAUUUUGUGUUUUUUUGUCCAUGUAGUGUGUCCAAUAUUCUUCAUGUACUAAAGCAUGCAUACAGAGAAGUUAAUACGCGUAUAUACAAUAUUGUGCAUUUAGUUGCAAAAAGAAAAACCUACAAAGCAACUGUUGUGAGAGAAUAACACUGACUCCUAUAAAGGGAAUGUUUUCUCUAUAGGUAGUCUGAAAACUCUUCCAUCUAGCCAUCCAUCAAUAGACAUAUACCCUACCACAUAACAGCAAAAAUUGCUCAGAAUGCUGUUAUGAGCUCUUUGGCAAUUUACAUUUUUCAUAUAUUAGCAGUUGUUUUCACACAGGGCACCACUGCUGUUUGGCCUGGUCAGAAUAACAAAUGCUCAUUGUACAGUAGUAAAGCAGGAAGCAUCUCUUGAUGGGUUUAUUUUCAAUUUGAAUAAAAUCUAAAUUUUACCUAACUUAAAUGUUUGCUUAUUUGUUAAAAAAAUUGAAGAAAAAAGCAUAAUCAUCUAUUUGUGGGAGAAAGUUUGGCCUAUUUACUCUUCAGUGCCACCUCAGUGCAGUGCCGUGUGUAACUGCUUCCAGCCAGUAGCAGCAGCAAUCCUCAAUACAGCAUGACACUUUGCAUCGAGGAAGAACUUCCGUAAUUAAAAAAUCAUCUUUAUUCUUAAAGAGAUACUGACACCAGAAAUUAAAUCUUUUUUUACAUCUUUCACAACAUUGUCUUUGCAAGAACUUUAUAAUUUUGCCAUAAAAAUAUUUGCCUGAUGCAUUUAAAUUACCUGUCUGAUCCCCCAUGUUCCUCUAUGAGGAGGUGGCCAUAUUUGUCUGUUAGCAUUGGAAGCUAUAUCUGACAGGCUGAGAAGGGACAGUCAGGUUGGCAAAACAGUCAGGUUCAUGAACUUCAAGUAACAAUUACUCACAAAAGCAGCCCUGUCAGCGAAAAACAGUCAACAUGACCUAUAGGUAACUUUUUAUGUAUAUUCAUAUUUUGAAAAGUAGUUUUUUCAUGUCAGUGUCACUUUAAAGGGCGUGGGAUAGACCCAUUUGCUUGAUGUGUUUCCUGGCAUCUGCCACUUCUUCAUCAGUGGCUUGCCCAUAUUCUAAAAACAUACUCUUAAAGGAACAUAUUAAAAUCAUACACCAUCACCAAGAUGUAUAUUCUACAUGGCAUAUAUGACCCAGAAAACUGUGAUAGUGGGCUACAUAAAAAUUUUUUGAAGGAACAAUAAGACCCAAUAUUCAAGUUUUUUUAUACAAUGAAAUAUUCUACACAGUAUAGUUAUACUCUUAUGAGAAAGCUUUACUGCCUCCAUACAUGGGGCAUAGGGGCAUUAACAAGGAGAUAGCCACCCAAACAUUAUAUAGCCAGUCAUCAUCAAGAGACACUUCCUGAUCAAUAAAAUAAGCUUUCACUGCCUUCCUAGGUCAAACAGCAGAGGGUGCUUUGUUUGUAAACAAUAUCAAAAUCUCAAAGAAAGUAAGAUGCAAUGCUCCAUUAGGUUAUAAGGUAGUGUAUAUGUCUCUUUAAGGUUUUUUUUUUUUUUCUUGCAUGGAAGUAAAUUUUUAGUCACAUGCUUAAAUACAAAUUUGCCUCAUUGCAAAUAAAGGUAGAUUGAAUAGUUCUAUUGGAACCAUGACAUUACUGACAUACUGUGUACAGAAGACUAGGCAAUUCAAACUAUUUUAUUAAAUUCUUUUUAUAAAUAGACUAUUAAUGCAAUGUUUAUCUAAAAUGCCGUGAUUUUUAUUUUAAAGAUUUUUUGACUCCAAUCUACUUUCAUUAUUCUUGAAACUUUUUAAUGUAGUUUGAGUCUAUACCUGCUGUCUAUCUCCUGAUCCUAAUGCAAUCUUUUUUAACCUCUUCCCUACCUUAAUCUUACCAUACUAUCUGGUAUGAAUAAACAAACUUUGCAGCACAGUUUAUAGAGAAAGUCAGAAACAUAACAUUUAUGGCACCAGUAUCCAAGUCUAUCAGCUGGCUCCACAAAUUGAUUUACAGUAGGCAACCUGUCUGUAGUUAAACACUGGCUGCCAACUUCCAAUUGAUGCAGUCCUAGGGAUUCUGAGAAUAGUGAAUCAACAUCACCUGGAGAUUACCCAUCCUAAUGUUGGCAUCAUAUUACUCUAUUCUGACCUGUUUGUUGACACUUGGGAGAGUCAGAAGGGUCCUUGGAGAAAUAUGAAGUCACUGGGGCUCAAUUAGUAACCCAUAACAACCAAUCAGCAAUUAGCAUUGAUCAGUCUACUGCAAGUAGAAAUAUGAAAGCAAAUAUGAUUGGUUGCUAUAUGUUUCUGCUACUGUGUCCAUAAAUGAGCUUUACUAUGUACUGUAUGAUAGAAGUGUAAUUGUAUUUUAUUUAUUGUGGGAAUUUUCUAUAUGCUGCCUUCUGGACUAUUGCUUACUGCCAUUAUAGAAUUUUGCUAUUAAAUUUAAUCAGAAAUUAUGCUUGAGAUUUUUUUUAUCCUUCCUUAUGUUACUUUUGUUAUUAAAACUAUUAAUAUUCA